CUGGGAGCGCCGCCGAGAAGCCGGCCCUGCCCCCGCGGUGACCCGUAGCAGACGCUGGCAGGUGGCCGGACAUCCUACCGCGGGCUGCCAGGGCUGCGCCAGGGCGAGCGCCGGGCGUUGGGGACGCGCGGGCCUGGCCGGCCGGGGCUGCGGGACCUCCGGCCGAGGAGCGGCCAUUGGCGAGAGCGGGGAGUUCGGGUUGGAUGGGGAGGCCUGGACGUGGAGGAACCGACGCGUGGGGGCCUGAAGGAAAUGCAGUGUUUGGAGUUGGCCAGUGCAGAUCUCUUACCCAGGGGCUAAGAUGGAUCUUGUACUCAAUGCUGCUGAUUAUUAUUUUUUUACGCCAUACGUAUAUCCAGCCACGUGGCCAGAGGAUGACAUCUUCCGACAAACUAUCAGUCUCCUAAUUGUAACAAAUAUUAGUGCUUACAUCCUUUAUUUCGUCUGUGCAACACUGAGCUAUUAUUUUGUCUAUGAUCAUUCAUUAAUGAAACAUCCACAAUUUUUAAAGAAUCAAGUCUCUCGAGAGAUUAAGUACAGUGUCCAGGCCUUGCCAUGGAUGAGUAUUCCUACCGCGGGCCUGUUCCUGCUGCAGUUGAGAGGUUACAGCAAGUUGUAUGAUGACGUAGGAGAAUUUCCAAAUGGCUGGUUCCAGGUACUGGUCAGUGUGGUGUCUUUCCUCUUUUUCACUGACAUGCUGAUCUACUGGAUUCACAGAGGCCUUCAUCACAGGCUGGUAUACAAGCAUAUACAUAAACCUCAUCAUAUUUGGAAGAUCCCUACCCCAUUUGCAAGUCACGCUUUUCACCCUGUGGACAUCUUCCUACAAGGUCUACCUUACCAUAUAUACCCUUUUGUUUUCCCAUUACAUAAGGUGGUUUAUUUAGGUUUGUAUGUCUUGCUUAAUAUCUGGACAGUUUCCAUUCAUGAUAGUGAUUUCCGUGUCCCCCAGAUCUUAAUGCCAUUUAUUAAUGGCUCAGCUCAUCAUACAGACCACCACAUGUUUUUUGACUGCAACUAUGGACAGUAUUUCACAUUGUGGGACAGAAUUGGAGGCUCAUUCAAAAAUCCUUCCUCCUUUGAGGGAAAGGGACCACUUAGUUAUGUGAAGAAGUUGACGGAAGAAACGUGCAACAGCCAUUCAGAAAAGGGUAGUAAAAAUGAAAAAUUACUCAAUGGAGAAUUUACAAAGACUGAGUAGAUGAUUGCCCAAUUAUUCUUAAAUGUUUUUAAUAAGGAAAAACACUAUGUACAGCCAAAAUGCACAGCGUUGGUAUCAUGUGUAAAUCAGCAUUUUGAGUACUGCUGAGGAAUGAUUGUGAACGGUAAUAAGAAGAUGAAGUGAAUACCAAGAUUUUAAUCUUGUGCUUAAAAUACCAGAUAUUUAUCCAAGGGACAACUUGUGUUUUUUUAGCCAGCACAUCUGUUUGUACAGCCUCAACAGCAAUUUUAAAUAAAAUAUAUAAGAAGGUAGGAUUUAUCUUUUGCCUUAAUCCAUCCAUGUUCAUUAGGAAAAAUUUAUUGUGCUUAAUAAUACUGAAACUAAGAACCGUAACUAAGAAAUGCUAAUAUAAAGAUCGUUCCUUGUUUCAGGAAUGGUUAAUUCUUUAGUAUUGGCAGGAUAAUGACUGUUUAUAGUGCUUUGUAAGCAGAAACAUCAGUGUGACAAAAUCUUGGGUAUAUUAGCCAUGUAAGUGACCUGAUUGAUAGCAGGUGUAUUAAGACUCUCAUCUUCCUACACUUAGGAGGCUCAUUCUUUUUUUUUUUUUUUUUUUGUAGAUACAGAGUCUCACUUUAUUGCCCUCAGUAGAGUGCCGUGGCAUCACACAGCUCACGGCAACCUCCAACUCCUGGGCUGAAGUGAUUCUCUUGUCUCAGCCUCCCGAGUCGCUGGGACUACAGGCGCCCGCCACAACGCCCAGCUAUUUUUUGGUUUGCAGUUCAGCCAGGGCCGGGUUUGAACCCGCCACCCUCGGUAUAUGGGGCCGGCGCCUUACCGACUGAGCCACAGGCACCGCCCAGGAGGCUUAUUCUUGAAAUAUUAUCAAAUACUACGUUUUACUGAUGAAUAAGUAAAUUGGAAUUUGAAAAAUACCAAUAUUAGCAUGAGAUAAUACACAUCUGGGUUUAUGUAACUGAAGGUUUUAAUGGUUAUUGUUUAAAACCAUUAUUUAAUAAUGAUAAGGAUAUGUGAACCUGCAUAUAUUGAGGAAGAGAAAUUUGAGGCCCAGGUAAUAUAUUUGGUAGUCCUAAUUUUUUAAUUAAUGCACUGCACUUUUGAUGUCUCAAAGUUACAAGCCUGUACUUAUUUUAUAAAAGGAAAUAAUUGUCAACUAUUUAGACUCCUCACUUGUAUAGGUGACUUUGUUUUGAAAUAUCCUUCUCCUUCUCCUUCCCUUUUCCCCAAUUCCUCUGCAUAAAGAUUCAACAAGUACUUUCAUGAAGAAAUUUGUGUUAUAAAUAUAUUGGGAAAAUGUGGUUUGUAAAGGCGUUCUAUAAGCUAUUUAUGCAAAAUCAAUAAAGUGUGAUAAUUACUGUU
Nycticebus coucang (slow loris) is the source of this 2539-nucleotide messenger RNA. RefSeq names its product lathosterol oxidase-like. The transcript has 5 exons. Bases 302 to 1201 code for a protein of 299 amino acids. Gene Ontology annotation, molecular function: iron ion binding; oxidoreductase activity. The record is from RefSeq and is a predicted model, not a curated record. Lineage: Eukaryota; Metazoa; Chordata; Mammalia; Primates; Lorisidae.